Molecule: messenger RNA, 3767 nt
Organism: Notolabrus celidotus (New Zealand spotty)
Lineage: Eukaryota; Metazoa; Chordata; Actinopteri; Labriformes; Labridae
Product: zinc finger protein 135-like
Exons: 6
Coding region: 296-3079 (927 amino acids)
Biological process (GO): regulation of transcription by RNA polymerase II
Cellular component (GO): nucleus
Molecular function (GO): RNA polymerase II cis-regulatory region sequence-specific DNA binding; DNA-binding transcription factor activity, RNA polymerase II-specific
Source: RefSeq, a predicted model, not a curated record
GGUCCGGGAGGACUUCCGUCCAGUCAGCCAAUCAGAAAGAAGUAACCCGGAAGUGAUGUUCGCUGAAGUUUCUAGCAUGUUAGCUCGUUUUGAUACCUGAAGAUCCAGUCCUGGAGAUCUGACAGAGUCCCUCUCUGUGGUCUAACAUUUUAUAUCAGAUAUUUAUAUUUUACAGGUUUUAAUAUUCACGUCAUCACGUGACGUUUGAGCUCACAACGUAACAAGAGGUUAGCUUGUUAGCUUAGACGAAACUCAGCACACGAGGCUCAGCAGGAGGAAAACCAUCUUUGAUAAAAUGUCUAAAGUCCAAGAACUGAGAGGGUUAGUGAACCAGAGACUGACUGCAGCUGCUGAAGAGAUCUUUGAGCUGUUUGAAAGAACCAUAGCAGAGUACGAGGAGCAACUUAGAGGAUCAGCAGAGGAGAACCAGAGACUACAGAAACUACUGGACGCUGUUUACAACCCGGAAGUCCUCUUACACAGAGCAGACGUCCAGCAGCUGUUGGAGAUUAAAGAAGAGGUUCCCCCUGAGCAGCAGGAGAGGAGCUCCAGUCUGGACCAGGAGGACCCACCAGAACCAGCACACAUUAAAGAGGAAGAGGAGGAACUGUGGAGCAGUCAGGAGGGAGAGCAGCUUCAAGGACUGGAGGAGGAGGACAUCAUCAAGUUCACUUUCACUCCCGUCCCUGUGAAGAGUGAGGACGAGGAGAAUCAGUCCUCACAGUCUCAUCAAACACAGACUGAUGGUUUGAAAACAGAAGCGGACUUUAAUCUGGAGCCGCUGACUCAUGAGGAGACUUCUCACUGCGAGUCUGAGACGGAUGAGAGCAGCUGUGACUGGGAGGAGACCAGUGAACCUCAGUCGGAUGAGUAUCAUCUUAAUAAAGAAGUGUCCGUCAGCGAUGUGGGCCGUCUCACUGGAAACACGUCUCUGAGCUCUGAGUGCGCCUCGAGCUCCGGACUGAACGAACUCCAGAAACAGAAAGGAGUCCCGACAGGAGGGAAACCGUUCAGCUGCUCGUUCUGCGGUAAAAGAUACCCUCAGAAGAUCUCCCUAACCAAGCACAUGAAGCGCCACUCUGAAGGAACGUGCUACAGCUGCUCGGUGUGUCAGAAGAGCUUCCCGUGGAGGGGCGAGCUGGUGCGGCACAUGAGAAUCCACACGGGAGAAAAACCCUUCAGCUGCUCCUCCUGCGGCAUCAGGUUCUCACAGCGGAUACACCUGACCUCUCAUUUAAGAGUCCACACGGGAGAGAAACCUUUCACCUGCUCCGUCUGUCAGACCAGCUUCAGCAUCAGGAAGAACCUGGGCAUCCACAUGAGGAUCCACACGGGGCAGAAACCGUUCAGCUGCUCGGUUUGCGGGAAGAGGUUCACGCGGCGGGGAGGUCUGACGCGGCACUCCGUCGUGCACACGGGGGAGAAACCGUUCAGCUGCUCGUUCUGCGAGGAGAGUUUUGCACACCUGGUGACUCUGAAGCGUCACCUGACCGUCCACACGGGGGAGAAACCGUUCAGCUGUAAUGUGUGUGACAAAAGGUUCGCUCGGCUUCAGUACCUCAAGAAACACAAGUGUGUGGUCGAGAGCAGCGCCAGUAAAUACUGUUUAUUAAACAUGGCUAAAGUCCGAAAACUGAGAGAGUUUGUGAACCAGAGACUGACUGCAGCUGCUGAGGAGAUCUUUGAGCUGUUUGAGAGAACCAUAGCAGAGUACGAGGAGCAACUUAGUCUAUCCAAAGAGGGUCAACACAAAGUCCUGGACUCUGUUUACAGCUCGGAAGACCGGCUACAGAGAGCAGACGUCCAGCAGCCGUCUGCAAGUAAAAAAAAGGUUCCCCCUGAGCAGCAGGAGAGGGGCACUGGUCCGGACCAGGAGGACCCACCAGAACCACAACACAUUAAAGAGGAAUGGGAGGACCUCUGGAGUCACGAGGAGGAGGAGGAGCCGCUUGAAGGCCCGGAGGAGGAGGACAUCAUCAAGUUCACCUUCAGCCCGAUCCACGUGAAGAGCGAAGAAGAGGACGAAGAGGAACCUCAGUCCUCACAGUUCCAUCAGAGACGGGGGGACACCGGAGCUGAGGGAGAGGACUUUAUGAGGUCCGGGGGACAUUUUAACCCAGACCACUACGGAGAACCACUGACCUACGACAAGAACUUACAGUCCUUUGGAUCCGGGACUGAUGACAGUAACGAGGACUGGGAGGAGACCGAGGAAGAUCCGUUGGGUCAAAACAGCGAGAUGCCGAUUAGCGAAACAGAGUAUAAGCUUGAAGACGAAUCCGCCAGCUCUCCUGAAUGUGCUACAAGCUUCGACCAAAAGGAUCAACGGCAGAACCACAAAGGAGUCCAGACUGACGUGAAACCGUUCAACUGCUCGAUCUGCGGUAAGAGGUUCCUCCGGAAGGCCUCGUUGACCAAUCACAUGAGACUUCACUCCGAGGGGAAACGCUUCAACUGCCCCGUCUGUAAGAAGAGUUUCCAGUGGAGGGGGGACGUCGUCGCACACAUGAGGAUCCACACGGGGGAGAAACCCUACAGCUGCUCCGUGUGCGGGAUCAAGUUCGCUCAGAGCUCCACGUUGUCCUCGCACUUGAGAAUCCACACGGGAGAGAAACCGUUCAGCUGCUUGUUCUGCAAAGCCAGCUACCGGUUCAGGAGGAGUCUGAUCAUCCACAUGAGGAGCCACACGGGGGAGAAACCGUACUGCUGCACCGUGUGCGGGAAAGCGUUCGGCGAGCGAGGGCACAUGAGGCGGCACAUGGCGGUCCACACGGGGGAGAAACCGUUCAGCUGUAACGUCUGCGGGAAAACCUUCACGCUGCACGGCAACCUGAGGCGCCACCUCGCCGUCCACACCGGGGAGAAACCGUUCGGCUGCUCGGUCUGCGGGCAAAGCUUCGCGCAACAAGUGACUCUGAGCCGACACAUGACGAUCCACACCGGGGAGAAACCUUUCAGCUGUAACAUCUGUGACAAAAGCUUCUCUCGACUCGAUUACGUGAAGAGUCACAAGUGUGUCGGCGAGAGCAGCAAAGUGUCUGAAGUGGACGUGAGCGUCUCUCCGCCUGAGUUAGAGUGAGGAGAAGAAGACGUGAUGAAACAAAGACCCCCUGAAGAACAAGAGGACUCCUUCCUCUCGUGAUAGUUCUGCUUUUUCACGCUCCGUUCAUAAACUUUGAAGAGGGUUUUAUUUCAAGUGUUCUCCUGUAAAGGCUCUCAGCAUGCCGAUGUUUGAAGUAUGUUGAGAGAGAUGUUUGUUACUUCACUCAGUUCUCACGUUCACAUCUUCGUCCAGUGACUGUAAAGACUGUAAAGACUGUAAAGACUGUAAAGACGUUUUCCUCACGCCUGCUCAGUGAGAUAGAGGCUCAGAGGAAACAAAAACAUUCAACCCUGUCCGAUAAAUCAUUUCCUUUAUCGCCUUUGUUUUGUAUAAUUUGCACUAGGGAUGGGCAUUUCAAGCCAAAUACUAUUCGAUAAUCAUCGGCAUCUAUUCAGCGAUUAUUCGAAUAAUCAAAACCCCCCCACCGCCGUGUCUGUCUCCAUCUUUACGUCUGUGUUUCUGUGACUCAGCAGGGUGUGUGUUUACACUUCACAGCCAUGCUCAGUCUCUGGAGAUCAGUGUGUAGUAGUGUUAGAUUCAGAAAAUCGCAGCAACUGUCACGAAUGUGUUCUUCUUCUUUUGCCAUUUACCGUCAUCAACAUUCUUCUUCUCCUGUAACUUAAUGCGGUUUACAUGCUGCUUUAAAGGCCGGUUCAUACUUCUA